UCUAAUAUAUUACUGCUGCAAAAAAAGAGAUAUAUCGUGGAUGGCAUCUCUGUACUUUCAUUUUGCAGCAGAAGUCGAUAAUUUUAGUCUACACAGCUCGCGGUCCCACCCCAACCGGUCGGUGGCUGGUUGGUUGUAGUUUUCUUGGCAAAGAUUCAAGAAAUGAUUACAAGCUAGGGGUGAGAGUAGCUUGAAAGAGCAUGCGCCAGAGGGGGUGAGGGGGGCAGCCUUCCGUCGAAGAAUCAAGUAAAUAGAAUGUUGAAGCAGGAAUCACAAGAGACCGAGCUGCCUGGGCAGUGACGUCACUGCUCUACAUCGGGCUGCAGUAGUAGGCUAUAGGCAGUGAGAGACAGAUAGAGGACGCAUCAGUCGUAGUAGCCUGAAGAACAUUCCCACUGCUGUCAUGAAGUUCUAUUUGUAACUUAAUUGUUUGUUGCCAUAGUCAGGAGACAGACGGAGACGAUAAGGGGAAUUUUUUGUUUCUUUUUGAGAAACGGAAGGAUCUAACCUUGUCUGUUUUCUAAAAAGGCUCGGAAUCCACAAGCAGAGACCGGGGUUAGAGAGAGAUUUAAGGUCGUUUUUUGGUGAAAGGGAAGCCAUGUCGUCGGCGGCGGUAGCUGCUUCUAGAAGGCAGUCGUGUUAUUUAUGCGACCUGCCCCGAAUGCCCUGGGCCAUGAUAUGGGAUUUUACCGAGCCCAUCUGCAGGGGAUGUGUCAACUACGAAGGAGCGGACCGGAUCGAGUUUGUGAUUGAGACAGCCCGGCAGCUGAAGCGGGUUCAUGGCUUCCAGGAGGGCCGGUCUCCGGGGCCGGGGAAACAGCAGCAGCUGUCGGGGAAAGAAAUCCAGGCUAACCACCAUGCGUCUGGAGACGCCGUGUCACGGCCGCCUCAGCCCUUGGACCGCUACCCCCUCUCUUCAUCGGAACGUCCACCGCGGCUCGGACCUGAGUACCAGUCUGGGAGACAGUCUAACGGGAUUCCGGUACCUAAUGGAUUUCCUAAACCGGAUGAACCUCCGGAGCUCAACCGUCAGAGCCCGAAUCCGCGCAGGAAUAACACGGUUCCUCCAAAUCUUGUGCCUUUGGUGAACGGGAGCAUGUCCUCUUUGCACGCCGUUAACGGCCGACCGGGCGGACCUAUGGCCCACCCGGGGUCUGGUUUGAUGGCCGGCAGCCCCAGCGAGCACGGUGGCAAGCGGCCAGCUUCGGUUUCCAGCACCGAUCAGCACGAGAAGGAUAAGCACCGAGCAGACAGCCUGACGCCGGAGAUGGAGUGGAUGAGUAAGGGGAAAACGGUCAGGGACUUGAUGGCUCUCCAUGACAGCCGGUUCAAGAAGGAUCUGGUCACCAUGCCACAGAGAGUGAUGGGGUAUGAGCAACAGCAGAACCCCGCGGCGUCCAAAUCAGACCGGGGAAAACACCCGCGGAACAUGAAGAGAAAAGCGUCGCCAGAACCGGAGGGGGAAAGAGAGGGAACCGCCGCUAAGCAUAAUGGAGAUGACAGACAGCAGUGGUUACAGGGAUCACUAUCUGACCGUGAUGGACAUAAAAUGCCCCCAGGACCGCCACCGAGCUUCUCCUCCGGCCCCCCCUCCACAAUAUCCCCUCAUUCUCGCACCACCCCACCUGAAGCCGCGCAGAACGGCCAGUCUCCUAUGGAGGCGCUGAUCCUUGCGGCAGACAACGCAGGUGGUGGCGGGAACAGUUCCCCCAAAGACGGUAACCAGGUUCACUCCACCACGCGCCGGAACAGCAGCAGCCCGCUCUCGCCCUCCUCUAUGAACCAGCAAAGGCGGCUCGCGCAAGGGAGGGACAAUACCAGUGGCGCGGGUACACCUCACGUGCCAGGAGGAGGCAUGGACCAAGGGCAUGGACCUCAAAGCAUUCCUGACUCGUCAGUACCGGGGAGCAUACCCCUCUGCUGUACGCUCUGCCACGAGAGGCUAGAGGACACACACUUCGUCCAGUGCCCGUCGGUGCCCUCGCACAAGUUCUGCUUCCCAUGCUCCCGGGAGAGUAUCAAACAGCAAGGCGCCACCGGGGAAGUGUACUGUCCAAGCGGGGAGAAGUGUCCGCUGGUCGGUUCUAACGUACCGUGGGCUUUCAUGCAAGGAGAAAUCGCCACCAUCCUUGCAGGGGACGUCAAAGUAAAAAAGGAGAGGGAUCCUUGAUUACAAUUUUUACAUAUUUCCGGGAAGGGACUGUUGGGGAAAACGAUAAGAUACGAGUAUAUAAAAUAUAACCAUACCUACAUACCAUCCAAGCAAAUUAAUAGACAAUGUAAAUAUUGGACCCGAACCAACGGGACUAUUGUAUACUUAAAACAUGGCUGUAUAAUUUUUGAUUUUUGAAUACAUUGUGUUUCUAUAUUUUUGAAGAUGAAGGUAUGUUAUCAUAAUGAAACCGGAUUGUCUCGGUCCAUAUUUGUUGAUGUUAACACUUUGUUGAUGUACUUCUUGCUCUGCGGCACAAAUGGCAUCAUUUUCCCUAUAUAUCACACUACUGUUGGCAGGCCCACAAGGUGACACGUAGGGCGCUGCACAAAAUAGUGAGCUACAGGAAGAGGGUGUCAUUUGGGCCACGUCCUGUCUGGUGGCAGUUCCUGUUCAAAACGUAUUGAUGAUGACGCGUCUCUGUACGGGCACUUCGCAAACUGAAACGCUUUUAGCUGUAACUUGUAUGCACUUGUUUAAAAAUAUUUGCCAAAUACAAUUUCUGAUCUUGUAUGAAAAAUUCACUGUCUGAGUUUGCUUUUUUAAAUUAUGAAAUGUUAAGAGGACGAGAUUAAAAAACACAUUUUGAAAUAGA
Esox lucius (northern pike) is the source of this 2807-nucleotide messenger RNA. RefSeq names its product interferon regulatory factor 2 binding protein 2a (gene irf2bp2a). The record is from RefSeq and is a predicted model, not a curated record. The transcript has 2 exons. Gene Ontology annotation, molecular function: transcription corepressor activity. Gene Ontology annotation, cellular component: nucleus. NCBI's taxonomy places the organism in Eukaryota, Metazoa, Chordata, Actinopteri, Esociformes, Esocidae. Bases 599 to 2170 code for a protein of 523 amino acids. Gene Ontology annotation, biological process: regulation of transcription by RNA polymerase II.